AUGCUAACGCGUUACUUACAGACCCACCGUCGUGACCAGCUUAUCGAAUGGAUCAAAGGCCUGCUCGCGGUGCCUUUCGUGCUGAACUCUCGCCCUGCCGCCGCCUAUGAAGAGCACCUCACAGAGCACACGGCCACCAUCGCCAGCAUGGCCCGUUCUGCUCACCAGCGUUAUGCUGACAUCUUCCGAGACGUGGAAGACUUAAUCAACGACCACAUCGCCCAUCAAGCCAUCACCCCAGAGGGAACCGCCGUACGGUCCAAAUUGUCCAUGCUGGUGCCCAGCAUCUCCACCUUCUUCACACCCCUCGCCCUCGAAUCCGCGUUCAAGCACGAAGACAGCCUACGCUCUAUCUCCUCACGGCGCUUCGUGCCGCCGUCCUUCAACGAUAUUCGCCUCAUCCUCAACACCGCACAGAUUAUGUCACUCAUCAACCCAACCCACCCCUCACGCGAUGCCGACACCGAUCCCACCCCGUCCGCCCCGCUCCUCAAGCUCCUGACCUUCGAUGGCGAUGUCACGCUCUAUGACGACGGCGCCUCCCUCACCAGCCCCGAAGCCGACCCCGUCAUCACGCGCCUCCUCCACUUCCUCGCACACGACGUCCGCAUCGGCAUCGUCACCGCCGCGGGCUACACCCAACCGCAAAACUACUUCUCACGCCUCUCCGGCCUCCUCCUCGCGAUCCGCACCUCCCCCACCCUCACCCCGACCCAAAAAUCCAACCUCAUCGUCAUGGGCGGCGAAUCCAACUUCCUCUUCGUCUACGACGACACGGCCCCACACUGCCUCCGCCCCAUUCCACGCCGCGACUGGAUUUUGGACGCGAUGCAAACCUGGACCGAAAGCGCCAUCCAAUCCCUCCUCGACAUCGCCGAGCAGGCCUUCCACUCGUGUAUCAAGACCCUGCAGCUGAAAGCCAACGUGCUGCGAAAGGAGCGCGCCGUCGGCAUCUACGCCGCCGACCAGACCGCCAAGCUCUCGCGCGAGCAGCUCGAAGAGACCGUGCUGGUCGUGCAGCAGGUCGUCGAAUCCAGCCUUUUACCGCCCCUCGACCGCCCCGCAGGCUCUUCCUCUUCCUCAUUUGGCCCCACUGCUGUUGCAGCAGCAGCUGCUGCUGCGUCGUCGUCGUCGACCACGAAGCCCCCGACUCCCCCGCUUCCGCCGCACGCAGGCAUCCCAUUCACGGUCUUCAACGGCGGGGCCGACGUCUUCCUCGACGUCGGCGACAAGAGCCUCGGCGUACGCGCAUGUCAGAAGUGGUUCGGCGGCAUCAAGCCGCAGGAGACGUUGCACGUGGGCGACCAGUUCCUCAGCGGCGGGGGCAAUGAUUUCAAGGCCCGCAGUGCGUGCUGCUGCGCGUGGAUCGCGAGUCCCGCUGAGACGGUGGGGUUGUUGGAUGGCAUUAUCGGGCUGGCGGGGAAGAAUUGA
Molecule: messenger RNA, 1431 nt
Organism: Cyphellophora europaea CBS 101466
Lineage: Eukaryota; Fungi; Ascomycota; Eurotiomycetes; Chaetothyriales; Cyphellophoraceae
Exons: 1
Coding region: 1-1431 (476 amino acids)
Biological process (GO): nicotinamide riboside biosynthetic process; nucleotide metabolic process; nicotinic acid riboside biosynthetic process
Molecular function (GO): magnesium ion binding
Source: RefSeq, a predicted model, not a curated record